CCCUCGGCCCGGGGGCGCCACCCUACUACCCUCCGUCCAUUUCGUUGUCUCUCUCGGCGCGGGCCCCGGCGGCCGCCCCAGCGCACCGCGGGUCCCUCGCUUCGCUGCACCCCGCUUCAUCCCCUCUGGCCACACGGAGCGCCCAGCCCUACACAGCCGGCUACGCCUCCUCCCGGCCGCCUGAUUUCCUCGGGUGAAGCGGCCUCUCACUCCCCUCCGGCCGGCGUCCCAGGCCGCCGGACCCCUCCGCCGCCCCCGCGGCGCCUGCCUUCCCUGGGAGCAGCUGCCGCUCCGUCGGGCCGGAGCCCUCGCCCGGUGCGCCAAGGUCCGCAUUGCCCCGGGCCCAGGGCGGGAGCGCCUCGCUGCCCAGGCUUCAGAGCUCCCUCUGUAGGCCCCGGGGGCUCCCCUCCGCGUGCCCCCUCCAGCCGCGGCCAGCUGUGGGCGCCGGGGCCCGAGGAUGGGCCGGGCUCCGCGCGGGUCUUGCGGGCCCCUGGGGGGCGGGCGGCCGCCGGGAAGCGAGGGGGCGGCGAGGAAGGAGCAGGUGCGGUCUGGGCAGCGGGGGUAUUCCCGGCUCCGCACAGACGGGGCCGGGGGCGGCGAGGUGUGAAAUGAGGCGCUCGGAGCGGCCGGGACAGCGGGCCGGGGGUGGCAGGAGAACCGCCAACGCACCCCGCCGGCCCCCGCGCCUGCCGCCACCGUCCACCUGCCCCUCUGAGCGGCCGUCCGGCCUCCCUGCCCACCCCCGUGGGCCAUCUUGUCUGUCGGCUGACCGUCCGUUUGUCUCCGGAAUUCGGCAGGGUCUCCGGCUUUUUCUCUUCCCCCACCUCUCUCAAUCUUUCUGUUUCUCUCCUAGUCCCUUUCCCUUUGUCUCUGACGUGUUGCUUCUGUGUGCUUCUCGCUCUUUCUUUGGGUGGGGGCCUUCAAGCUGGGUUGGGGGAGGGGGUGAGCGAAGAGAGCUGGACCCCUUCCUGCAGGGGCCUGCAGAGACGCGGUGGGGGCUCUGCCGUAGGCCUGGCAUCUCUUCAGGUGUCCUUUUGACUUUGGUUCAGCCCCUGCUACGUCACCCCUCUUCCCCACUCAAUAUCGGUUGUUGGUUGGGGGUUUCGGAGGGCCAGGGAGAGGAAACAGGCUUUCCUCGUCUCUAAACAGCAUGUAGCCACCCCACAUGCCCACACCCCCACACACCAACAGCCAGGCUUCCUUAGUGCCCAAUUUAUGCAGAACAAAAGGGAGCAGCCUGUUGAUGGGUGGCCACCUUGAUGACUGGCUGUGCUGUGCCUUACAAGGCCAGGGAAUGAAUGUUGCCCACUGCCCCCAAAGCCACCCAGCCUCUGCGCUUCAGACUCGCAUCUCCAACUCCAGUCCAUCUUCACUCAUAUGACCAUUAGUCACCGAAUCCUGCAGCAUUUUCUGAAAGGCGUUUCCUAACCUACCUGCCCCUCCAGGGAAGCUCUGGCCUGGUUUGUUCUAGACCCCUCCAUUUCCUCUCCUCUCCUCUCUUCCUCCCAUCUGCAAGGUCAUCUCAGUGCUCAGGAGAUAUUUGUUCAAGCAGUCAGUGUAUCUCCCUUUAUGUUCCUUUGAGCCCAUCACUUUCCUCCUCAGCCCUCCCCUGACACUUCACGCUUAGACUCCAAGCCACAAACCUCGUCUUUGUCAUUCUACAUGUCUGGAACACCCUUCUCCAACUAGGUCUCAUCUCCUUAAACAUACCUUUCUCUGUGAAGUUCUCCGAGCCCGCUGUGAGGGAGUGCUCUCUUCCCUGCACCCCAAAGUGCUUUGUUCAUAACCCUCCUAGCAUCAACCUGUCCUUAUGUAGUAAGCCAUUUGUUACAAUCUGUCUUUCCCACCAGAGCAGGCUUCAUUAUGUGUGCUCUGCCUGGUGCACCUCAUUGAAUGAAUGAGGAUCGGUUUCACAGCCUCCUUCACCACGCCAUCUCCUCUGGAAACACAUCCAGAAUCAUACACGCCCAGAUUCUAAGUCUUGGAUGGGGCUUUGGAAAUUCAAGAAAUUAAUCUACCAGUAUUUCAGUUCUCUGUACAAGCACCAAAUGUUCCCCCUACCUCCCUCAAAACUCAGUUCACCCACUUGGCAGAAUUGUCUUUAGCCAGAAGGCCCCAGACAUCCCGCCCCACUUUGCUGCUAUGAUCACGUUUCUAUCUGGAGCCAUCGUUUUUACUUGUGGGUAUUCUUGUCACACCUCCAUGAGUAUUUCUAGUACUGUAUUUUCUAUUUAUGUCCUGAAUUCUGUGGAAAAUUCUGUCCUUGCUGGGUUCAGGUUGGGUAGUGGUGGGGGUGAGAAUUGGACCAGAAUGGACUUAGCACUCAGCCUGACCUCACUCAGCCUCUGGCAUCCCCAGUCUCUUCACAGAGCCCUCAGAGCCCCUCCCUGAGGAGUCCAAACCUGUGGAGAUGCCCUUCCACCACUGCCACAGGGACCCCCUUCCGCCGCCGGGCCUCACCCCUGAGAGGCUGCAUGCACGGAGGCAGCUAUAUGCUGCCUGUGCCGUGUGCUUUGUCUUCAUGGCUGGGGAGGUGGUCGGCGGGUAUCUGGCACACAGCCUGGCCAUCAUGACCGAUGCAGCCCACUUGCUGGCGGAUGUGGGCAGCAUGAUGGGCAGCCUCUUCUCCCUCUGGCUCUCCACCCGUCCAGCCACCCGCACCAUGACCUUUGGCUGGCACCGUUCAGAGACUCUGGGGGCUUUGGCCUCUGUGGUCUCCCUCUGGAUGGUCACUGGCAUCCUCCUGUACCUGGCCUUCGUCCGCCUGCUGCACAGCGACUACCACAUCGAGGGGGGUGCCAUGCUGCUGACCGCCAGCAUCGCAGUCUGUGCCAACCUGUUAAUGGCCUUUGUGCUGCACCAGGCUGGGCCCCCCCACAGCCACGGGUCUAGGGGAGCAGAGUAUGCACCGCUGGAGGAGGGGCCUGAAGAGCCCCUGCCCCUGGGGAACACCAGCGUCCGGGCGGCAUUUGUGCACGUGCUGGGGGACCUCUUGCAGAGCUUUGGGGUACUGGCUGCCUCCAUCCUCAUCUACUUCAAGCCUCAAUACAAGGCAGCCGACCCCAUCAGCACCUUCCUCUUCUCCAUCUGUGCCCUUGGAUCCACGGCUCCCACCCUCCGAGACGUUCUUCGAAUCCUCAUGGAAGGUACCCCCCGCAAUGUGGGGUUCGAACCUGUGCGGGAUACGCUGUUGUCGGUGCCAGGAGUCCGGGCAACCCAUGAGCUGCACCUGUGGGCCCUUACGCUCACUUACCAUGUUGCCUCUGCACACCUGGCCAUCGACUCCACCGCUGACCCUGAAGCCGUCCUGGCUGAAGCCUCAUCCCGGCUCUACUCCCGGUUUGGAUUCUCCAGCUGCACCCUGCAGGUCGAGCAGUACCAGCCGGAGAUGGCCCAGUGCCUGCGCUGCCAGGAACCCCCCCAAGCCUGAGCCAUGGCCCUGCCCUCACCCCACUGCCAGGCCGAGGCUCAGCCCCGGACUCUCAGCAUCUGCUGCCCUGAUCACAGAGACGGGACCGAGCCAGGUCCAUACCCCUUCCUCUCUCCCUCCUACCACCUGCCAGUUUCCCCAGCCUCAGCCCCAGCCCCAGCCCCAGUGGGCAAGACCAAAGUGUGGCGGGGAGUGGGGUGGGAGUCAGGGGAAUAGAUGUGACUAGUUCAGGGGCGGGGACCCCCAGGCCUCAGUGUGGCAGGGUGUGUUGAAGGCCUGUGGUGCCAUCUCCCCAUGGUUCAUGUGGAGCCACGAACAUCCUUUCCCUGCAGUCCAUUUGUCUGUGUGGCAGGCUGGCUGGCUGGGGGCAUCUGCCUGUCUAUGUGCUGUUGGUGUGCCUAUGCCUGGGGGAGGUCAGUAGGGGCCCCCUCCCCACAUGGCCCUCGCUCUGUCUAUGCAGGGGCCCCAAAGCCCGCACUUUGUCCGUGUGUCUUAGCCCUGUGGUUUUGUCUGUGUGUGUGUGUGUGUGUGUGUGUGUGUGUGUGUGUGUGUGUGUUCUUGGUGCUGUGGCGUGUGUGUCUCUGUGCCUAUGUGGCUGUGCUAUGGUUUCUAUGAGUCUGCUCCAUCCAUGUGUCUGUUUGGGGGUCUAUCUCUCCAUCCCUCUGUUGGUGCUGUGCCCUUGGCUAUCCCUGAAAGAGGGAGGACUCCGCUGCAGCUCCACCAAUAAACUUGUGUCUCACUGCA
Messenger RNA from Gorilla gorilla gorilla (western lowland gorilla), 4174 nucleotides. RefSeq names its product solute carrier family 30 member 3 (gene SLC30A3). The record is from RefSeq and is a predicted model, not a curated record. The coding region runs from base 2411 to 3430 and encodes 339 amino acids. Lineage: Eukaryota; Metazoa; Chordata; Mammalia; Primates; Hominidae. The transcript is spliced from 8 exons. Gene Ontology annotation, cellular component: plasma membrane. Gene Ontology annotation, biological process: response to zinc ion; zinc ion transmembrane transport. Gene Ontology annotation, molecular function: zinc ion transmembrane transporter activity.